Molecule: messenger RNA, 1618 nt
Organism: Limulus polyphemus (Atlantic horseshoe crab)
Lineage: Eukaryota; Metazoa; Arthropoda; Merostomata; Xiphosura; Limulidae
Exons: 2
Coding region: 57-1061 (334 amino acids)
Molecular function (GO): oxidoreductase activity
Source: RefSeq, a predicted model, not a curated record
AUUUCAGGGAUUAGGCGCUGUCUGUCCGUGCACAAUAUAGCAUUUUUUACAAAAAUAUGAGUCGUUUUGAUGAGCUUCAAAAAGGUUUGGAACUUCCUGGAGACUGUGGGAACACGACGACAAAAGCUCCCCCUUGGUUAGAUCGGGAGAAGUUCUAUAGAGCUCGCCGUGUAUUUCAGUCACACUUUUUCAGUAUAUUUUUUGCUCACCUGACGGGACUGAUUUUUGUGGUGUCCAUCCCUGGAACGUUGACCCCACUGUUGUACACUGGCAAUUCCUCCAAUUUAGUCCGCAUCUUCCGGCGUUACGUCAGCACUAUGCGUCACGUCCGGCAGUGGUAUGAAGGCGACAUCUGGAAUCCAGAAGAUCCUGCUUACAAGUCCAUCACUUUGAUUCGUCAAAUGCACAACAAAGUAGCCAACAAAAUGAAUGCAGAAGAUGUUGAUACUACACAAAGUAAUUGUGCAAUGAAGCAAAGUGAAACCCUGUCGAGUUCACAACAGUCAGCGAAGAUUCAUAUAUCCCAGUAUCACAUGGUUUUGACGCAAUUUUCAUUCAUUGGCUUUAUAAUAAUGUUUCCACGUUUUAUAGGCAUUUACUGUUCCCGCGAAGAUAUGGAAUGUUUCAUUCACUUUUGGAGGGGUAUCGGAUAUCAAUUGGGCAUUGAUGACCGUUUUAAUAUCUGCUCUGGGAGCGUGGAAGAAACAGAAGCCUUCUGUCUGGAAUUGAAAGAGAAGGUGCUGAAACCCUCAAUUAUAUCUUCUGUACCCGAGUCUGAACGUAUGAGCAAAGACAUCAUCAGAGCAAUGAGCGUAGUAGUCCCUUUCUUGAACUGGACAGCCACCAUGAGGUUCUGGUAUGAAAUCUUGGGUAUUACUUUGCAUUUUAAGUACUCGUUUUAUGUUUCUAUCUGUUACUGGCUUAUGAUUGUAACUCAUCGGUUUCUGUUGAGGAUUACCUUGCUCCGAAUUUUCUUUAACUUUCUUGUUCGUAUGUCGUAUUGGAAAGCAAUAAAUUGGUCAGAUAGUUUUGAAAAACUAUUGGCUCAGAAAAUGACCUGAUUGUUCACUAAACAUAUAUCGGGUAUAGACCUUAUAGUGAUGAAAAAACCGUAAUCCAGUCAACAUGUCGAUUCAUCAUUGUUUGAUUCGUCUGUACUGGUCAUGUAUUACGUAGCACCUAGAAAUAGGGACCUUCGUUCAUCAAUGUGCGCAUCUUGAAAAGUAAGGAGUUAAUUUGUAUUUAUUUCAGUUGGAUCACUGAUGAUGAAACAAUUUAGUUUGGACUUUUUUAUUUUUUUACUGAAUUUCAGAAGAACGAAGACAAAAGCGUGAAAAAGAUGGUGGUCAUCAAAUACUUGAAGUAAGUUUUAAGAAAGAAAUAUUAAUUGAGGAAGAACGUUCUCCUGAUUCGAAAAAUGAAAGAAAAAUCAGUGCAAUACAUGCAACAUUGUUUAUUGGCGCCAUUAAUUUCUGAGAACUGCAUGAAAACACUUGAUCAAACAAAUUGCACAGUUAACGUUUUUGAGUGGACGAAUUAAAUACCUGUUGUUUCUGACAAUACUAUGCCUUAUUGUAAACUUUUGGGUUGUUUAAACCAAUAAACAAAGAAACAUAAA